Messenger RNA from Cotesia congregata, 2094 nucleotides. The record is from the annotation of a GenBank genome assembly. NCBI's taxonomy places the organism in Eukaryota, Metazoa, Arthropoda, Insecta, Hymenoptera, Braconidae.
AUGGAGCAGAGAGAAGAAAUGUUUUAUGUCGGAAGACAAUUUGAUAGUUAUGAGGCUUGGAACGAUGUAUUCGAGGAUUACAAAAAAAAAAAUAAACUUGUAUAUAUAAUUAGAAGCAGUCAUCCUUUGAAAACAAGUUCGAAGAUCCCACAAUCCAUUGUUGAUACUUUUAAGUAUUCAGAUGUAACAUUUCAAUGUAAAUUUGGUCCACGUCGUGAAUCAACAGCCACAAUCCGUCAGACAAGUACCUGCAAGAUGAAUUGCCACAGUUACAUCAAAAUUUCAUUGAAAGGCACGAAAUAUUUAGAGAUAAUUGGAUUCGAUUUACAACACAAAAAUCACGAGGAAUCUGCACGAUUCUAUGAAUGUAUUCCGGAGAAUAAUAAAUUGACGCCAGAUCAAGAAACGAUGAUAAAAAACUCGUUAAAAUUAAGUGCUGACAAAAAAAGAGUACAAGAUAUGAUUAAAAAUCAGUAUCAAAAAAUUGUUCCAUUAAAAAAGUUGCAUAAUAUGAAGAGUAAAAUUACCAAUUCAGAAAAUAAUAACGAUUUGCAAUCAGUAGUCCAACUUCUUAGGGAAACGUACCAAGCCGAUGUUAAUGUUUACAACGAUGCUGAAACAUCUACCUGUAAGGGUAUAUUUUUUUCAACUCAAGACAUGAGAUCCGAUCUCAGCAAAUGGCCGGAAAUAGUGUUCCUCGACGGCACUUACAAACUUACUAAUAACGACAUGACCUUCAUGGUUUUCCUUGUCGAAGAUGGAAACGGUCGGGGGCAAAUUGCUGGAGCAGCUUUAUUAUCAACAGAGGAACGAGAUGUCCUUGAAUGGAUGCUGAACGCGUUCAAAUCAACUAAUGAAGAAGCGUGUAAAAAAAUUAAAUCCUUUAUGACAGAUAAAGAUCUGCUGGAACGUGAUGUCUUGAAAACUGUCUUCCCAAUGGUUCCAACGUACAUAUGUAGCUUCCAUAGUAUAAAAAUUUUUGAAAGAGUUGUCAAAAAUCCGGAAAUGAAAUUAAAUAAUGAAGACAAGAUAGCAGUUAUGGAUAUUUUAAAAAAAUUGGUUUUUUCUUCAUCGAAGGACGAAUAUGAUGACUUAUAUUUAGAAUUAAAUUUAACGGCAACUCCUGAAUUUAUGACAUAUUUUAAUAUUAACUGGCACAACAUUCGCGAGGAGUGGUCUAUGUACAGUGUACUGCAAAAUAGCCUUGGAAACACUAGCAAUAACCGACUCGAAUCAUUAAAUGGUAAGAUGAAACAAGUUAUUAAAAAGAAUUCACCGCUAUUGAUAAUGAUAAAAGACUUUUUUCUGUGGUAUGGUAGUCACAAGACCGGGAGUCUUCUUAGAACUGCUGCUCAGUUUUUAAAAAAAAAAAAUUUGCAAUUUGAUGCCGAUGAUUCCGAGAAAAAGUACAUGGAAACCUUGACCGAAUUUGCAAGUAUUAAAGUCUUAAAAGAAAUGAAGCUUAGUAAAAGAAUUGUUUGCUCCAACGCUGAUCAAAUUGACGAAAAGACAUGUCACGUUGAUAACUUCGAAGCAUCUAUUACCAAGUGUCAAUGUUUAACAUACAUUUCGUAUCAGUUGCCGUGCCGACACAUUUUUGCAGUUAGAAAUUAUUUUCAACUAGUUUUGUUUGAUAAAUGUUUAGUUAACGAGCGUUGGAGUAAGAACAAGUUGCUCGGUCCAGUUAAUUCAUCAUCUCUGUCACCUAAAAAUACUACUAACAAGUCAUCAUCACUUUCUGUAAAAAUUAAAAAACGGAAAAGAACUCAAACUGUAAGUCAAAAAAGGAAAGAAGUAUCCGCCAAAUUUUCUAAACUGACAAAUAUUAUAAGCAUUUUAUGUGGUUCAGAAUAUUGUUGGAAUUUAAAAUUAGUCGAUGUUUUAAUCGAAAAAAUAUCCAACCAUCAUAAAGUAAAAGUUGUAGACGUCCAUUCAGACAAAGAAGAUAUAGAAACUAGUUUUCAAAAUUUAUCUAUUGAACCAACCGGAAGUGAUAAAUAUUUAAAUAAAAUAAGAACUCCCUCAAGAGUUAAAGUACGUGGACGUCCAAGCGGAUAUUUGGACACAACAAAAUGCAUCAAAAAAAAAACUUAA